Aspergillus pseudonomiae is the source of this 1777-nucleotide messenger RNA. RefSeq lists its product as uncharacterized. NCBI's taxonomy places the organism in Eukaryota, Fungi, Ascomycota, Eurotiomycetes, Eurotiales, Aspergillaceae. The record is from RefSeq and is a predicted model, not a curated record. The transcript has a single exon. The coding region runs from base 450 to 1403 and encodes 317 amino acids. Gene Ontology annotation, biological process: canonical NF-kappaB signal transduction.
AAAUAUGAGAAAUGAAGAAGAAAAGCAACGGAUAUAACUACUCCAACCUCAAAUCGAUUCUACAGUCACCCAAACCUAGCCUAGCCACACAGUAUCCAUAAGCCUCCAUGGUCCAAACCAGUCUAAGCCAAUCUCAGUCCCGGAAAACCCUUACCUACCUAGACCAAAAUACCGAAAACACAAGCACUAGACAAAAAACAAACCCAACCAAGAAUGACAUCAUCCCAGCCCGCCCAAAUCUGAGACCCAAGAUGAUCAGAUAAGAUAAGAAAAACCACCCGCUUACUCAUUCCUCCCUUUUGAAUCUCACAUUUUCAUGUUUAUCCCCAUCCUCCCUCCAUUUAAUUCAUUUUCCCUCCCUUAAUCCACCCUACUUCUAACCAAAAUAACCAUGCCAUAACCAAGGUCCAACUAUACCCCCCCACCCAAAAAAAAAAACCCACACAACAAUGGACCCCCCCGAACCCCAGCCCGACAAGCAACAACCCAAACCAGGCAAAUUCCGCUUCAAGUCAUCAAAAGCCAAGUCCAGCAGUUCGCGACGAGACGAGCCCAGCUCCACCCACCACCACCACCACCACCGGCACAGACAUUCCUCCUCACACCGCCACAGAUCCAGACGCCAUCAUCGGCGACGCUCGGCUUCCCCGACUCCGGACGAACAGCCAGGCCUCAACGCCGACGCAGCGUUUCGGGAAUCUCUGUUCGAUGCGCUGGGCGACGACGAGGGCGCCGCGUACUGGGAGUCUGUGUAUGGACAGCCGAUUCAUAAUUAUGCCGUGCCGGAUGUGCCUAAGGGGCCGAAUGGGGAACUCGAGCAGAUGGAUGAGGAGGAGUAUGCGAGCUAUGUGCGGACGAAGAUGUGGGAGCGGACUAGGGAGGGGAUGCUUGCUGAGCAGGAGCGGUUGAGGGCGGAGAAGGCAAGGCAGAGGAGACGGGAGGAGAGGAGGGAGGAGGAUCUGCGGGAGAAGAUGCGGUUUGAGAGGGCGAUGGAGGAGAGCUUGCGGCGGGGGAAGGAGAGGAGGAGGGUGAAGGCUUGGGGGCGCGUUUGGGAGGACUAUGUCCGGUCUUGGGGGGAGGUUGAUCGGGCGGUUGAGCAGGUUAGGGAUACUGGUGGUGGUGGUGGUGGCGGGGAGGGAGCUAGGCUGAGGAAUUUGGUCUUUUGGCCGGUUGAGUCGGGGAAGAGGGCGGAUGUGAGUCGGGAGACGGUUGAGGAGUUUAUGCGCCAUGCGCCGGGGGAGGAUCUGUUGGCGGUUUUGAAGGCUGAGCGGGUGAGAUGGCAUCCGGAUAAGAUUCAGCAUCGGUAUGGUGCCUUGGGGAUUGAUGAGACGGUUAUGCGCAGUGUUACUGAGGUUUUUCAGAUUAUUGAUCGUCUGUGGAGUGAGAUGAAAGGGCAGUCGUGAGCUGGUGUUGAGACUUGCAUGGUGAUGGCGUUCUGUGUUUACAUAUGAUACCCUGAUUGAGAAUUGAACGCAUGUCUUUGGACCUUACUACUACUAUUCAUGCUGCGCCUGUUCAUGAUAUUCGUGACAGGCGCAUAAUUGGCAUUGAAAGCUCCAAAUUCGCAUGGACUCGUGAAACUUUUGUUCGUCGCAAUAUAUUGGAAUCUCCAAGUAACAACACGGCUAUGCAAUCACGUAGAAACAGAACACCAUACUCAAUUUUUUUGGGGGGGUUUCUUUGUUUUUCCUGAAUCUCUUCCAUCACCACCUCUUAGAACCUCGAGUAUCUCUGCUUGUUCCGGUAUACGGUGAACCCAAUAUAGCAGCCGGCAACA